Molecule: messenger RNA, 1563 nt
Organism: Synchytrium microbalum
Lineage: Eukaryota; Fungi; Chytridiomycota; Chytridiomycetes; Synchytriales; Synchytriaceae
Exons: 15
Coding region: 1-1563 (520 amino acids)
Molecular function (GO): monooxygenase activity; oxidoreductase activity, acting on paired donors, with incorporation or reduction of molecular oxygen; iron ion binding
Source: RefSeq, a predicted model, not a curated record
AUGUCAGAAUCUAUCGAGAAGAGCUUUGCAGCUAUUGUGAAGCGAAUUGAGGAGCUGAAAGUCCCAGUUUGGGUUUGGGGUGCUCUUGGAGCUGUUACUACGGUUUCUAUUCUCAGGAGUCUGUUUCGACCACCACACGAUGCCAAAGGCUAUUUUGCGUACCCUAUACUGGGAAACCUCCCACAAGUGGGAUCAGUAACGAGAAUGGCUCAUUAUGAGCUCGAAUCUGUUCUCAAACAUGGUUAUGUAACCAAAUCAGUCCUUGCUGGGAACGAGUUCCUUUUGACUGCCGAUCCUGCGAUUGUCAAAAAAAUACUGAAUACGGAAAUGGACGAUUGGGGCCGCGGCAAAGGUCUUGCUGCGUUUGUAUUCGAAGAUGUUGCUGGUGGCCUCAUCAUACAGCCCAACGGCCAAGAAUGGAAGGAGACAAGAAAAUUCUUUGAUCCUUCGUUUGGCGUGCCCUCCAUCAAAUCAUAUACACCCAUCAUCCAGGGACGUAUGGACAAAUUCCUCACCUGGCUCGACGGUCAAGCAAAAUCAUCUGUCAACAACAUUAAAGGACCUGGUGUCCCACUCGAGAACGUGCUUCAUGGAAUUACUUUCGACAUUAUUGUAAUGAUUGUGCUUGGAUUCGAUCCUGAUUCGAUAUCUUCUGGGGGCCAUUCUAGAUAUGUCCAGGCUUGGGAGUACGUACUCAAGUCUCUUCAAGAACGCUUUCCCUUGGCUCAAACGCAAUACUGGAAGUGGAUGAAAACACCGGCUGUGCGAAAGUACGAUAGGGAAUAUGCUCUCUUAACAAAUCUGGUCAUGGACCGUCGAGAUCAUUACCUAAAGAAUGGUGUGAAAUCCACGGAUGUGGAUAUGAUGGCCCAAUUCGUCCAGAAGUCCAAGGCUGAUGCUAGUAGUGUUCCUCCACCGCUCACUCGUGAAGACAGAGAGUUUUGUUUGCACUAUGUUACGAUGAUCUUUGCUGGACACGAUACAACGGCGUCAGGCUCCGCAUGGACGUUCAUCUUCCUUGCUCAGAAUCCAGAGUACAAGCGUAGAGUCUACGAGGAAAUCAAAUCACUCGGAUCAGCACCAUUCACAUACGAAGCACUCGAGAGUCUUCCCUUCUUGAACGCUGUCGUAAAAGAGACACUGCGAUUACGUCCCAGUGCUCCGGAUCUCUUCAGGUACAUGGAGAAGGACAAGACAUACGAGUGGAUUGAUGAUGAAGGUGUUAAACGAUCACACUUUGUUCCAAAAGGUUGUGAGCAAGGAUAUCAGCCCUACGUGAUCCACAUGCAUCCUCGAAACUAUGACAACCCUACGAAGUUUGACCCCGACAGAUGGCUAGAUGGCAGAGCAAAGAACUAUGACCAAUACGCAUACGUUGCUUUUGGGGGCGGACCACGUCGUUGCCUUGGAGAAAAGCUUGCACUUUAUGAAAUCAAGACUGUUGUAUCGACUCUUCUGAGAGCCUACGAUUACGAACUGGUAGAGGGUAGCAAGCCAGAAUUUGUGAAUGCUAGUACUAUGAGGUUAAAGGAUGGCUUAUAUCUCAACCUCAAGAGACGAUGA